AUGAAGACCUUCACCUCGGCUCUCGCCAUUUUGGCCGCCUUCCUGGUCGACAACUCAUAUGCCGGCCUCCGCUUCCCCUGCUCGACUCUCACAACCCAGCGGCUCGACCCCGCGGCCCAGCCCGGCGCGCUGCCGUCCGCACAUCUGCACAUGAUCGUCGGCGGCAAUGCAUUCAACGCCACCAUGUUGGGCGAUGUUGGUGAGAGGGCCACCUGCACGACGUGCCAGAUGGCCGAUGAUUUUUCCAACUACUGGGUUGCGCACAUGUACUUCAAGGACCCCAAGAACGGCACCUACCAUAUUGUCAAGCCGAAGCCGGUGCAGCCGCUCUUGGGGGGCUCCAACGGCGCCCAGGGCGGUCUGACCGUCUACUACACCCAAUUCGACCUGUCGAAGGACAAUUUGGCGAAGCAGCCUAUCAAGGCGUUCCCUCCUGGUUUCCGCAUGACGGUUGGCAGCCCCACCGUCACCAACAAGCCGCACGCUGGCCUCAGCUACCAGUGCAUGGCCGGACAGAACCGCGGCACGAUUGUGUCCGACUGGCCCAAGGGGAAGUGCACCAACGGCAUCUUCACCACCCACCACUUUGCCCCAUGCUGGGACGGCAAGAACCUCGACAGCCCCGACCACCAGUCGCACAUGUACAACACCGUCACCAGCGAGGGCUUCACCAACGCCCCCACCUGCCCCGCCAGCCACCCCGUCCGUGUGCCCCAGGUGACCUUUGAGAUUGAGUGGGAUACCCCCGUGUUCAACUCCCUCUGGGACCCGGCCAAGGACAAGAACCCCUUCAUGUGGUCUUUCGAGGGCACUGGCGCGGGUACUCACGCUGAUUACAUGUUCGGAUGGAAGGGAGACGCCCUUCAGAAGGCCAUGGACAAGUCCGAGUGCUUUUACGACGGCUGUGGCGCCAUCAAGAAGCAGGCUAUGAGCGUGGCCGGCCAGUGCACCGUCAAGAACUUUGUCAAUGAGAAGAUUGACGGUUGGUCCAAGUACCUCCCUGGCGCCGAGGCGGCCAUGAAGGCCAAGGUUAAGAGGGAGUUCAAGGCUUAAGCGGACGUCGUGUUUCGUUCGUGGUUGCGUGUUUUCUUUUUUUGGACAUGUGGUUAGCUUUUACCAGUUCUCUUCGGAGGGCCGCACAUCAUGUUCGUGAGAAUGUAUCAAUGUCACUACACCCCCAUUGAAAAAGUUUGUGUGCACAGGCCACCCAAC
This is a messenger RNA of Lasiosphaeria miniovina, 1212 nucleotides long. RefSeq lists its product as uncharacterized. The record is from RefSeq and is a predicted model, not a curated record. The transcript is spliced from 5 exons. The coding region runs from base 1 to 1053 and encodes 350 amino acids. NCBI's taxonomy places the organism in Eukaryota, Fungi, Ascomycota, Sordariomycetes, Sordariales, Lasiosphaeriaceae.